Messenger RNA from Aethalodelphis obliquidens (Pacific white-sided dolphin), 11589 nucleotides. RefSeq names its product diacylglycerol kinase gamma (gene DGKG). The transcript is spliced from 24 exons. Lineage: Eukaryota; Metazoa; Chordata; Mammalia; Artiodactyla; Delphinidae. Gene Ontology annotation, biological process: phospholipase C-activating G protein-coupled receptor signaling pathway. Gene Ontology annotation, cellular component: plasma membrane. Bases 541 to 2799 code for a protein of 752 amino acids. Gene Ontology annotation, molecular function: ATP-dependent diacylglycerol kinase activity; calcium ion binding. The record is from RefSeq and is a predicted model, not a curated record.
CUUGCCCGCUGCGAGGGGCAGGGCGCCGCAGUGCCGUAGUAGCGGACAGCCGAGACGCACCGCUCAGGAGCCUCGGGUACCGGAGCGGGCAGAGACCCCGGCGCUGCCUAACCCCCUCCGGGCCGCCCGAGCUCCAACCCCCUCCCCGGGAGGGCUGCGCGGGCCGCAAGACGCCCAGACGCCAGCCUCGGUCCUCUUUCAGUCUCUCGGUUCAUCUUUCCUCCCAAGUAAGGGAAUAAGCCCCAAGGAAGGAGCGCUCCGGAGAACCGCGCAACAAAGUGUUGGCAUGCUGAGGAAAAGCAAGGAUUUCUGAAUUUACCGUGACUACAGAUAGAAGGAUGUUGCCUUAGGAAUAGCAGAGAUCUUCUCUCAGCUGCUAAACAGUGCCCGCUGCUGCCAUAGACACUUGGGUCCUCGAGAAAUCUCCUGAAGGACUUGUCCAUUGUGUACUUGCAAUGAGCCAGGCCCUAGGCUGGGCCUUGGCUACAGCCUGGUGAGCAAAACUCUCUCCCUAGCCUCAAACGCGCACACCCAGGAAAGAUGAGUGAAGAACGGUGGGUCUCCCUCACUCCAGAAGAAUUUGGCCAACUCCAGAAAUAUGCAGAAUAUUCUUCCAAGAAGAUAAAUGAUGUCUUGGCUGAAUUUAAUGAGGGUGGGAGCCUCAAACAAUAUGACCCACAUGAGCCUAUUAGUUAUGACAUCUUCAAGCUGUUCAUGAGGGCGUACCUGGAGGUGGACCUUCCACAGCCACUGAGCACACACCUCUUCCUGGCCUUCAGCCAGAAGCCCAGACAGGAGACCCCGUCCCACCCAAAGGAGGGGGCCAGCAACAGCGAAGCCAGUGGCCCAGAUUCCAACAUACAGAAUGCAGAUAAUGCUGCCAAAGCAGACGAGGCUUGUGCCCCUGACAUGGAAUCUAAGCUCACCGAGAAGCAAGUGCCAACUAAAGACCAAGUGUCUGCGACCCCCGUGGGAAACCAUGAUGCUCAGUCUUCAGGCUCAGAAUCCCCCAUAGUGUACCUGAAGGAUGUCAUGUGUUACCUGUCCUUGCUGGAAACGGGGAGACCUCAGGAUAAGCUAGAGUUCAUGUUUCGUCUCUAUGAUUCGGAUGAGAAUGGUCUCCUGGACCAAGCGGAGAUGGAUCGUAUUGUCAACCAGAUGCUACACAUUGCCCAGUAUCUCGAGUGGGAUCCCACGGAGCUAAGGCCUAUAUUGAAGGAGAUGUUACAAGGGAUGGACUACGACCGGGAUGGCUUUGUGUCUCUCCAGGAGUGGGUCCACGGAGGGAUGACCACCAUCCCAUUGCUCGUCCUCCUGGGCAUGGACGACUCUGGCUCCAAGGGGGAUGGGAGGCACGCCUGGACCAUGAAGCAUUUCAAGAAACCAACCUACUGCAACUUCUGCCAUGUCAUGCUGAUGGGCGCUCGGAAGCAAGGCCUGUGCUGCAUUUACUGUAAAUACACUGUCCAUGAACGCUGUGUAUCCAAAAACAUUCCUGGGUGUAUCAAAACGAACUCAAAAACCAAAAGGGGAGGAGAGUUUCACCGCAAAUGUGAAUUGUCAACUUUGUGUGACGGUGGGGAGCUCAGAGACCAUAUUUUGCUGCCCACGUCAAUAUGCCCCAUCACCCGGGACAGGCAAGAUGGGAAGUCUGACGGUAGCGUGUCAGCCAAGGACGAACUUGUAACGCAGUAUAAGAUCAUCCCCACCCCGGGUACCCACCCUCUGCUGGUUUUGGUGAACCCCAAGAGUGGAGGGAGACAAGGAGAAAGAAUUCUUCGGAAAUUCCACUAUCUGCUCAACCCCAAACAAGUUUUCAACCUGGACAAUGGGGGGCCUACUCCAGGACUCAACUUUUUCCGUGAUACUCCAGACUUCCGUGUCUUGGCCUGCGGAGGAGAUGGGACAGUUGGCUGGAUUUUGGAUUGCAUUGAUAAGGCCAACUUCGCAAAGCAUCCACCCGUGGCUGUCCUGCCUCUUGGAACGGGAAAUGACCUGGCCCGCUGUCUCCGCUGGGGAGGGGGUUAUGAAGGGGGCAGCCUGACAAAAAUCCUGAAGGACAUUGAGCAGAGCCCCUUGGUGAUGCUGGACCGCUGGCAUCUGGAAGUCAUCCCCAGAGAGGAGGUGGAGAAUGGGGACCAGGUCCCGUACAACAUCAUGAACAACUACUUCUCCAUCGGCGUGGAUGCUUCCAUCGCACACAGAUUCCACGUGAUGAGAGAGAAACACCCUGAAAAGUUCAACAGCAGGAUGAAGAACAAGCUGUGGUACUUUGAAUUCGGCACCUCAGAGACCUUCGCAGCCACCUGCAAGAAACUCCACGACCACAUAGAGUUGGAGUGUGACGGAGUUGGGGUGGACCUGAGCGGCAUCUUCCUUGAAGGCAUUGCUAUUCUCAACAUUCCCAGCAUGUACGGUGGCACCAAUCUCUGGGGAGAAACCAAGAAGAACCGGGCUGUGAUCCGGGAAAGCAGGAAGGUCGUCACUGACCCCAAGGAACUGAAAUUCUGCAUUCAAGACCUCAGUGACCAGCUUCUUGAAGUGGUGGGGCUAGAGGGAGCCAUGGAAAUGGGGCAGAUCUACACUGGCCUGAAGAGUGCAGGCAGGAGGCUGGCCCAGUGCUCCUCUGUCUCCAUCAGGACGAACAAGCUGCUGCCAAUGCAAGUGGACGGAGAGCCCUGGAUGCAGCCACCUUGCACGAUUAAAAUUACUCACAAGAACCAAGCGCCUAUGAUGAUGGGGCCCCCCCAGAAGAGCAGCUUCUUUUCUCUGAGGAGGAAGAGCCGUUCAAAAGACUAGACACUAUGCCCAAUGCUAGUUCAACCAAGAGAGAAGACAAGAAACUGAAGCACACACAUACACACGUACACACCACACACAUGCGCGCACACACACAGACACACACACACACACACUCUCUUCUCCAACCAGUGGAAGCCAAGCCACCCUUCAGCAAGAAGGCUUCACCCUGACAUCCAUUCUAUUUCAACUAUGGACACACUCCAACAGAGCCAGUGCCGGCAGGACAUUGUGAAUGGACUUAGAGCCCUCCAGGGUGCAGCUGGCUCAUGCAGCAACUCCCACUUUCCCAGAAGACCUUGAGCGGGACUUUCUGAGACUGAAGGAGAAACCCCCCCUUUCUUUCCACCACCCCUGCAAGUUUCCUCGCCGCUCUCAAGGAGCAGGCUGCAGGCUUCCUGUCUAAGGGGAGAUCGGAUGUGGCCAAGGGAAAGAGCCUGCGUUCCAGGGGACGCUCACAAAGGUCCCUCUGUGAGGAGACAAAAACACCUCCAACUCUCAGAUCGCAGCCCUUGGCAGGACUCGGCAUACGCACGCUGGUUUCUUGGUUGUCCUUCGAGUGACAGCUUCUCCCGGAACUUGCUGAGGAGGCAGAAAGGCUGUGGAAAGCUGCGUUUCCCUUCUUGGUUCUGCGCACCCUCAGUGGGCAGUGGUGAUUUUCCUGAAGCCUUCUGCUGGCUGUGUGUUUGUUUAGAGCCGGCUCCAAGAGCCCCCAGAGCUGCCUACAUAGCACACCUUAGAUGUGGUAUUUAUUUUCUUAGUUCUGUGAACACCUGGGAGGGAAAGCAGAGAAACUGAGAUUUAUUUUUCAAAUUGGUGUCAUAAUAUUGUGUAAAAAGGGAAGAAAAAAAAAAAAAACCACCCCCAGCUUCUUUCUUUUUCAAGCCACAGCGUGUUUCCUGUUUGAGUUCCAAGCCCUGGUGGCAGACUAUUCCUGAAGGCAAAGAAGAUGGGAGGGAAGGGCCUUUUGCUGAGGAGACCAGGAGACAAGGCGUCAGGCAGUUCCCUCCUGCCUCUGCAACGACCACUCCCCGAGCACGACCUGAAGGCCCUACUGAAGGUCUUAAGUGUGUGUACUUAUAUGUAGCAUAUAUAUAUUUAUAUAUACAAAUAUUUAUUUACUGGUGGAUUUUUCUGGAUUGAAAAAAAUAUGCAGUACAAGAACAGAAAGUGGGAAAGAAAAAGAAGGCUCUGACUCCCCGUUUCUGCCAUUUCAUUGUCAAGGCACAUUGCCCUGUGGUGAUCAUGAGAUUUAAGGGAAAUUAAAGUAUCUCCUUAUAAAGAGACUGAGAAUUUCUAUUCUGGAUCCUCAAAACAACAUGAAAGCUAUGCUGGGCAGGAUUUACUCUCCCAUUUGUCAGAUAAGGAAACUGAGUCUCAGAAAAGUUAAGAGACUUGUCCAUGGUAUCUUGGCUAAUGUGGUUUGGGACUAGGUACCACUAAGAAGAUACGUAACAGGGAAAAGAACCUACACAUCUUGGAAAAGGGUCAUUUCUGGUCACUGAGAAGCGAUUCCAUUUGGAUCCAGGUUGCCAGAGAGGAAUGAACGUGUGGCACAUGUGUGGACGGGACAAGCCCACAUGAGAGAAUGAGGCCUCCCAGUACUUCCCAGAGACUCUCUCUGGCCUGACCUGGUGAGAAGCUGGUCCAGGGUUGAAGGCAGCGGACAGAUCUUCAAAUUAAACUCUCCACAUGUCAUCUCAUCAUGGCCACCAUAGUCUCUUAAUCUAGAAACCCCUCUGGCUGCCAGGAUGACCUCAGUGGAGAGGCACAAGGAGGACAGAGGCGCCUCAGCAGGGAGCUGCCAGCCAGUGCCCAGAGGGGCCUCAGCAGAGUUCAGUGGGCUUCAUUCAGCUGGCAACAGCAUCACCGCCCUCCCCGAGGGCAAGUCUGUGGAGAGCUUUGUUGGUAAAAAGAAACAUUCACCUCGGCACCUUUGCUCCUUCAGCCUCCAUCCCCUCUGAGAUUUCCGAACAGGAAACCUGGACCCACUCGACGUCACUCCACUGAGCUCCCUCUGAUCUCCUAACACUGGGUCAGGAACUUUGCGCAAGGAAGGGAAAAUUAGGAUUGUGUGUACAAACUGAUCCUAACUCUGAAAGAAGCAGUCAUCUAGGACCGUCUAAGACAGAGAUCUAGAACCAUCCUGUUCAACCUAACAGUGCAGACCGCUGGGCAAGGGGAAAGCAGGCCACCUGAAGAAUGUCCUGAAUGAUGGGCUCCUUGGGGAUGGGACUAACAAGCUCAGAAUGACAACAGGUACUAUCUUUGAAGCCACUUGAUUCUGAAAUGAAGGCAGGUUCAAUUUGGGGUCGCUGAUUCUAAGACAUUUGCAGAAAUUCUUGAAUGUGUUUCAGCCUCAGCCCCCCAAGAUUGAGGCUGUUGAGACAUGGCACUAUCAACAGGUGAAAGUGAUUCUUAGAGACUCACAAGUCAGAGACUGGCCCCUGCCUGCCCACUGUGGUGCACAGGACUGGCAAUGUUGCUUGAGAGACAUGGCGCAUGUCCUCCUUAAAGCCACAAAGUAUAGCAAACAUCGGUGGAAUUGUACUUUCAAUUUUGUAACCUCAGUAAGUCUGGUGGUGGUGUUUAAUCUGACUUUGCAACUCAUCCCUUAACUACUGGGACUGUGGUUUCUCACUGUGGAGUACCUCAUCAUAGUGCUCCUCACAGCAACCCCUGAGGUUGACAGAGAGGAUAUUAUUAGCCCCAUCUAAAUAAUGAGGAAAGCAAGGCUUACUAUAAUUUAGUGACUUCUCAAAGUUAGGCAGGCAGGGGAGAAUCCUCCCUCAUUCCUCAUCGCAUUCUGAUUCUGGCCGUGCCCCAGACAUGUUCUCACCUGCCCCCACAGUUCUACCCCUCUAGCAGUAAAAAGAAUGAAACAGGAAGUCUUCAAUACAUUAUGUUGUCCCUGGACUAAUGGGCUAGGCGUUGCAUCUCAUUAUGACUUGGUCUUUGUAGGUUUCCUCCAGUGAGUUGAGAAUGGAGACAGACUUAGUAGAAUGAUUAUAUUUCAGGUCAGAGACCAGCUCCUCUCAAGAGAGUUCUUUCCACAGAUGGAAAAGAUAUGUUAAAAUUGCCAAAUAAAUUAGGAAAUACUUGGCAGAAUCUGGAAGAACCUCCAGACUGGCGUUACAUAACAUGCAUAUACAUUAUACAUAUGGACAUUAUAUAAGGUGACAUAGUACUUAAUGUGCUGUAUAUAUUAUGUAAAUUACAUAUUUGUGAGUAAUCAUGAUAAAUAUAGAGACCCACUAAUCACUUUUUUACACAUACCCAGUGACAGAUUAGGAAGUUACUUUGCCAGAGAGUCUUAAAACUUACUCUCUCCUGCUGCUUUGGUUCCAACUCCUGCCAAAAAUAAUUGCAUCAACUUUUCCCAUCUCUAGCCCCCUCUCCUCUUAGCCAAAACCCUCAGUCCUAGCUAGGCUGUACCUUCCGUGGAACACUACCAUGAUUGAGAUCCAUAAAAACAGAUUCUGGGGAUGGGGAGGAUCUAGACUCCCAGAUUCCCUGUGUCACCGACCUACACCCCAAGGCUCCCAGGCAGAUGGAUGUCUAAUGCUAAUAUUAAAGGGAGAGGGAAGGGGAGAGAGGAAGUCUACCAACCCUCCAAGGAAGGAAACUUCAGUGUUCCUUGGCCACCAGUCCCAGGAUCUGACCAUAAUCAAUCAGGAAGUUAUUUCAAAAGUCUAGUUUAAGUUUCUGCAGCGUAUCUGAAACCAUAAUUUCCUAAAAUGUGUUUCACACAAUACCAGUAUCCAUAAAAUGCUCCAUGAACAAAAGAGUUCUGUGGUCAAGUACUAGAUCCCCUUCUAGAAGAAAUGGUGGGCUUUGAUUUGUCUGUUGACGUCCAUAGAUUAGAAACACUGCCUUAAGCCCACCAUUUCUUCUUUUUGUUCUCCGUGGAGAUGGGAACAUGGAAGUAACCAUCCUCUGCAAUAAUAUUCCAUAAAGUACUUUUCUAGGACAAGGAACUUCUCUUCUUAAGACACUCUUUCUAGUUUCUUCUGUGAUUGUUUAACUACUUUUAUGGUUCCCCCCUACGUGUCUUCAAGCAAGAAUCAAGGAUCUGGCCUCUUUGCUUCCUGAGUGGAGAAGGGUUUGGGGAAAAAUUAAGGGGAAAACAGGAUAGCUGCCAGGGGCCAGAUUUCAUCUGUGCAGCUCUAGAGGACAGAACCAGGUCUAAAGAACACAGUUGUGGAAAGCAUCGGUGUUUAUUCAGUUUAAUAACCACUCUUGGAGCUAGCUGGCCGAAUAUGGACAGAGCUCACUUGUGAGGGAGUGAACAGCCACCUGCUCUUAUAGGAAGAGCCUUGACCUAGUUGAGGAGGAACAAGCGUUGAUUGAUCUACCUUGUUUAAACGCUGUUGGAACUAUUUUAGUAGGCAUCAGUGUUAAAUCAAUAGGCCUAGUACUUCCUUUUGAGCAGCAAACCUCAGUGUCCAUUGUUUUCUGGAAGAGUGAAAGAUGACUCCCAGAGAGAUUUCUGGAUCAAAAAAUAAUAUUCAUAAAGUCGUUUUCUAAAGUACUUUGCUCCUUGUUCUAGAAAAGUACUUUCUGGUCUAACUGGUACUGACCAGUUAGACCACACUUGUACAUGGCGGGAUUGACCAGAAUCAUUGGCGCCCUCAAGGGCGGCUAGUGGUGGUGGUGAGCUUUCCUUGGCAGCUCUGAAAGUUAAAGGAAUGAGUUACAGUGUUAAGCCCAAAAGAGAUUUUGCAUUUCUGUUGGUGUUCACAUUAGCAGUUUGGAACUGUUCUCCUAGUCACGAGUACCAGACCUGCAUCCGACUUGUAAUAAAUAGCAAGGAAAAAGAAACUAUCCUACAUCUCAAAUACCAGUCAAGUUUUGCAUAAAACAGGUGAACAGAAUCGUGUAGGAUUUCACAUGGGGCCGUCAUUUUUAGCUCACCUUAACGUUCCACCAUACUCAAGUACAUAUUUUAAAUUUCUACUAUAGAAAGAAAAUAGGAAAGGGAAUUCUCAUUUAUGGCUUGCUGAGUACAGGGCACUGUGUCAAGGCCUUUUCAUGUGCUUUCCCAUUUAAUCCUCAUGAUCCGGGCAUUUUGCUUAUUUCACAGAAAAAGGAGUUAGUGUAUAGAAAGGUGAAGUACCUUGUCCAAGGUCAAACAGAUAGCAACUAGCAGAGCAAAGACUUGACAUGGGUCUGUCUUACAUCAACAUUUAUGCUUUUUCUACUAUAUUCUAUUGCCUUUAACCUUCUUAUCUCACUAUUUCCAACCCUACCAUCAUCCUGGGUGAGAUUACACAGCAGUGAAAAAUUGAUGUCCUACCUGGUCAACCUCUGUAUUGGGGAUGGGACUAACAAGCUCAGAAUGACAACAGGUACUACUCAUGUUCCUACUGAAGAACUUCCAGUGCUUGCUCAUAUGGAAACUCAACAGCCUCCAUGGGCAGCUAGAACCCAAAACUUCACCCUUGCAAUCAAACUGGCAGCCAUCCCUUAAUCCUCAAUGUUUCAAAUUCUAGCUGAAUGAGAAUCGUUUCCCAAGGCCCACCUAAUAGAUUUUUCUAUUCAACUCUGUGAGUGGCAGAGCAGCAAGCAGGCUUCUCAGACCUAAAUGCCAUGGUCAGCAGUGACUGGCCUGCACGGGGAAGGAGAGCUAGGGUUGUGGAAGGGAGCCUCCAGCAAGAAGGCUCUGCAUGUGAUCCUCAUUAGUGAUAGACGUGGGCUGGGCCAUCUGUGUUCCACGGGAGAACAGAAUGGCAGGCUGCCUUUCAGAUGCCAAGAGAUGCUAUCUAAUGGCAAGAUCCAGAGAGCUCAAAAAGCAGAGAGGCAUCCUUCCUCCUGAGCAUCUCUGUGGGAAACCAGGGACACAGAAAACCAUGGGGUUUUUGGAAACUAGCUGCUUCACUUGCAGGGCAUUUCACCCUUGCUACCACUUCAUUCUUCACGUUCAUGGUGGAAGCCAACCAGCAGAGCCCUGCAGCCUUACCUGCUAACUAAACUCCCUGAGAUGGAUCCCAAGCUGAACCUAUGUCAUUUUGGAAUCUGUAGACGCAAUGGCAGGUGCAUGAUAGCAAGGCACCAGGGUUUGCGGUUAAGCCUCCGAGUCUCCCAGGGGUCAGGAAACACUACAGGUAGAAGAGACCAUUUAAUUGGAUGCUCAAUGAAGAUUCUAGAGGAAUAAUCAAAAAACUUGGAGUACUCGUCUAAAUGGGUCAAAUUAGAAAAUGCAAUUUGGAAGCAAAGAGGAUAACAUCUAACCCAGUAUCAAGCAUGUAGCAGGUAAUGAGUAAAUACUUGUUGAAUGAAUGAAUAGCUAAAAUGGGUAUCUGUCCUUCUACCCUGGAAUGGGUAGGGGAAAGCGGGUAGAAGGGAUUAAAGCUUUUUAACUAACAACUCAGAAACUUGAAACCACAGGAUGUAGAGGGAGCUCAUGAGGGCCUUUAACUACUCAGACAUCUGUUGAGUGAUGGAUACAGCUAAAUAUGGAUCAUCAAAGGGCUUUCUAGGUCACAUGGAGGGCAGCUUCAUGAUUCAGAAAAUAUGAAAUUCAGCUUGGACAAAAAGACAGAAAUAUUUGCAGUCUACUUCUGAGAGAUCAGGUCAGAACUGACAAAACAAAAAAAGACAGCACAGAAGUGGAAUUACAACACAGUAAGAGAUCAGCAUAAUAAGAUAUAGACUCAUGAGAUGAAAAGAGAUCGAGAACUGGGUUUUCUAGCAGGUUUAUUUGGGCAAGGGAGAUGAGCCUGAACACUCAGUCCAAAAACGGAAGAAAGGACUGAGAAAUCCUUUUUUCUUAAAAACGCUUAAUGUUGAGUUCAUGGUAAAAUGGAAAUGUCCAGGCAUUGAUGAAAUGGUUAUUAAAUAACAGCUAUCGUUUAUUGUCCAGUCCAAAGCCUAUUGCUUUUAUGACCACUUUUAAACUUCACCAGAACCUUAUGAAGUCGGAGUUAUACGGUUCCCCAUUGGACAAGUGAGGAAACGGAGCAAAUCUCAUGGGGCAGAUCUGGGAUUCAGAUCUGUCAGGAUCUGUCUUUCAGAGCCCACGUUCGUGCCAGCAGUACCCUGGCUGAGGCCACUGAGCUUCAAGCACAGUGACAGGGAUUUACUACACCCACCCACCCCCACCCCACCCCUGUGCAUGAUUACUUCCUUCUCAAAACGAAAUCCAAGUCCCUCCCCUCCCCCUUCCACAGAGCUGCAGUGGGAAACGGCAUUAGCUUGGGCGCAGUGGCACAGUGGCCAGAGCAGGUCUGGGUGGCAGCAAGUCCAUAUACGCCUUGCCCACCUCCCUUCUUAGGCCCUCUCUCCCAGGCACAGUGGGGCCACCUCCUAAGACACCGAUCAGAGAAGAGAGCACCAACGUGAACACCUUGGUGUCCAGCCAGAUCAGAGUAUUCACAGAAUAUUAAAGAUCGUAUUAAAGGACACACAGAGACCACAUCAAAGGUCCAGUGAAGUGAGGUCGGGCAGUCAAACAUCAGAAUUUAGUACCUCAUAUCUAAAGGUGGGAUGGAGACUUGAAGUGUCCUUUUAAAAAUGUGUUGAGUGAAUCAUAAUUUGGAGUAAAAAGACUGCUUCUAGAAUAAUGCAAAAAAACUUUUUCCCUUCCAAAAAAAAAUUAUUUUUAAAAUGGAAUCUUCGCAAGAAUUACAAGUGAGGGGCAAUAAAAAUGGUAAUUUCUUUUUAUGUUAGAUAAUACCAAAAAAAAGAAUUUAUAAAUGUCACAAUAUAAGUGGAAAUCCAGAGAAAGAUUCCAUAAAGUCUACUGUGGAGGGACUAAACAACAGUACUUUCAAAGUAAUUAAUGAACUUUAUUUUUCUUGUCCUUUUCUUUAAAAAAAAAACAAAAAACAAAAACAAAAACUGGUACCAAGUGGUUACCAGAAAAUGGCAUGAUCUUCAAGAAAAGAUACAUUUUCCUGGUGGAUAUUUCCUCUCUCCCCAACAUCCUUGAGGUGAAAAGAUUGAGAACUUUUGGUUGGUUGGUUGGCUUUUAACUUAGAGAACCAUCCGUGCAUGGAAGGUGUUAAUGAUAGAGGAUGUCAUUGAAUUGCUGUGUGGGGUUUGCUGUCAUCACACUGUGCUACCACCAGGCAUUAAAGUAAUGAUCAUAAACAUAAAUGAUCAUUAAGGACUCAGCAAUUCCCUCUCCCAUCCACCCCAUCAGCCUCCUGGAGCUCCCACCCCCAGUUACAUAUACUUCCUGGAAUUAGACCAUCUGGGAAUAAUUUCUAUUAUGACAGUUUUCAAACAUACAGAAAAGUAGAGCCAUAAGUAUAAUGAGAACCCAUAGACCCAUCACUUAAAUUCAACAGUUGUUAUCGUUUUGCCAUAUUUGCUUCAUCUUUUUUUUUACUGGAAUACUUUAAAUUAUAGAUGUCAUGACACCUCACACCAAAAUAUUACAUAUACAUCAUUACGGGGGAUCCCAUCUUAAGUGUUAAACGUUGUGUGUGUCAUCCAUGUUGCUGAAGGAAGAUUUCAGGGUGUUGUGCAUCUGAGCUCAGUCAUUUCUCAGCUGACUGAAUGCAGUUGUCACAAGUAGAUGUUAACCAGGACAUUGCUGUGUCACUGAUAGGAGAAAGUUUUAGGUGGAACCCAAGGAAGAUCUUAGCUGUAUUCAAAACAUUCCUGAUUGAUCUGGAAAGAGGAAGGUAAACAGCACGUUAACUACAUUCUCAAAAGACACUAAAUCGGGGAGUGUUUUAAGCACUGAUGAUGCCAGAGAGAAAACGCAAAGCACUUGGAGGAGUUAGAAAUGUACCUGAAGGAUGCGUGUUCUUAUUUUUGAAAUAAAUAUUGUUUAAAACAGUA